UAAGGUGUCUUUCCAAAAAGAGACUCCCAAAGCUACAAGAGCUUUCAAGUUUGUUUCCCGUCAGAAAAUUACAUUUUCGAAUCCACAGGGCAAAGAUAAGAUAGAUAAAUGUAACUAUUAUCAACAUUAUUUUUUAUAAGUAUAAAAAAUAUUUAUAAGUAUUGCCUGCAGCUUUUUACUGUUAUUACGUGCUACCGUUGCCCAUGGAAACAAUUCAAAUAUCAAACACUUCGUGGUAACGUUAUUUCAUCUUUUAUCGUUUUUAAUUAACCUUUAUUAACUUGAACCUAGCUGCAUUUUUUAUUGUCUUUGACUACUUUCGAGGGUGAACAGACCAUUCUAUUUCGGUUGUAGGCCUAGCGACUAACGCUAGGUUGGUUAGUUAGCUAGCUAGCUAAUAACAGUGGAAUCUGACUAAUGUGUGGUGCCAACCUUAUUUUUACAAUCGGCAGUGUUUCUCAAAUGGGUACGUGUAGGUAGGUACCCCUAGGGGUACUUUGGAGGACUGCAGGGGAAACUGCACUAAGUGAAAAAUCACAGGAUACAUAGGGCAAAUGCUGCUGGUGCUGGUGUCCCUGCUCUGCUGUGUCCCUGCAGCCAAGGCCUGUCUGCAGUGUGACCGCAGGAUAAGGCUCCUACUCGAGGACUUUGUCCUGUCUGCUCCCACUGUGAACAACCAGAUUGAAAUGAAAAAGAUUUGUGAUCAUGCAUAUGUGACCUACAGAGAGACCAGCUGGGAGCGAAAGGGAGUCAUUGAUCCCACCACUCUGUACAGAGCCAGAACUGAGUACCAGAGUGAAUUUGACCGCUUCUUGAAAACUAAGCACACUGGAUCUGUUACAUUUGAAGCCAUUCAGAUCCUGGAGAAGGGGAGGAAAAUCCUAGAAAAACACUUGGACACAUUUAUUCGUGAUGAUCAUUUGUUUGUCUCUACCUCAGGAUUGUGCCCCAACAAGUGUGGUCUUUUGAAACAAAGAGUAAUAGAUUGCAUCUCUUGUCGCUACAAGAUAUACAUCUGUCCCUCUCCUUCUGGCCAGCUGGACUGCGGUGAGUACCCAGUGCUGGCUGAGGAGGGAGGCCAGGCAGUGUUGAACUGUUUUCUUCCAUGGCAUCGUCUUCUGUUGGAAAGACCAGAGUACCACUACUCCUGGGCCCCCGGCGUGCCAGGAACUGAAAAGCUGAUCGAGCGUGACUUCAAAGCCUUGGUAGUGACAGAUGACUCAUCUGUUGUCUUAAAUCAGCUGCAUGUGGAUGAACAAGGAACAUAUCGCUGCUCUCUGCUGGAUCAAAGUGGAACCGUCUUCUACCAAGUCACUUUCCUACUCGCUGUCUCCCAUUUACCUGACCAAACACACCGACCCAUGAUCACUCUGCCCUCACUCCCCCACGGAGACAACUACUCACCUUUUCAACCUACUGCGGGCCUGCUGGUGCCAGCCAUCGUCAUGGUUACUGUUUUGAGUCUGGCAGCGAGCGUAGGCCUCCUAGUUGUCCUGGGAAUGAUGAUGAGUCAGAGGAGAGCCGCUGAGGAGCCGAGCAGGAGGAAGGAGGGAAAAAACACACAUAACACAGUGUGAUGCAAAUACUGUAUACAGUACAUACACACAUACAGUAAAUGCCAGGGAGGUUUUACUCGCUUCAUGUUGGAUAUUUCUCUCAGUGUCUGAAUAAAUUCCCCAACACAAA
Perca flavescens (yellow perch) is the source of this 1686-nucleotide messenger RNA. RefSeq names its product izumo sperm-oocyte fusion 1 (gene izumo1). Gene Ontology annotation, molecular function: protein binding involved in heterotypic cell-cell adhesion; signaling receptor binding. The record is from RefSeq and is a predicted model, not a curated record. The transcript is spliced from 10 exons. Gene Ontology annotation, biological process: sperm-egg recognition; heterotypic cell-cell adhesion; fusion of sperm to egg plasma membrane involved in single fertilization. Bases 555 to 1577 code for a protein of 340 amino acids. Gene Ontology annotation, cellular component: acrosomal membrane; plasma membrane. Lineage: Eukaryota; Metazoa; Chordata; Actinopteri; Perciformes; Percidae.